Molecule: messenger RNA, 1757 nt
Organism: Condylostylus longicornis
Lineage: Eukaryota; Metazoa; Arthropoda; Insecta; Diptera; Dolichopodidae
Gene: Sans
Product: pre-mRNA splicing regulator USH1G
Exons: 5
Coding region: 110-1627 (505 amino acids)
Molecular function (GO): protein binding
Source: RefSeq, a predicted model, not a curated record
UUUUUUAAAUAUUUUUAAAUAUAAUGAUUUUUUCUUAAAAUUUUUAAUUAAAAAAAUAGUUAUUAUCUUUAAAGUUUAAUGAUAAUUAAAUAAUUACAUUUGAAAGAAAAUGUCGUCAGAUAGAUUUCAUAAAGCUGCAAAGGAUGGUUUAUUGGAAGUACUCAAAGAUGCGACAAGACGCGAUGCAAAUAGUAAAGAUGCAGAUUCGAUGACACCAGUUCUUUGGGCUGCAUUUGAAGGUCGAUUAGAUGCUUUAAGACUUUUAGUUGGAAGAGGUGGAGAACCGGACAAAUGUGAUCAAUUUGGCAAUACUGCUUUACAUUUAGCUGCAGCUAAAGGUCAUAUGCAUUGUGUUGAUUUUCUUGUAAAAUUUGGUGUAAACUUAUAUUCGUUGGAUAUUGAUAAACAUAGUGCAAAAGAUUUAGCAGCAAUUAAUAAUAGAGAUGAUAUUUUACGUUAUUUGGAUACAGCAACAGCUAAUUUUGAGAUCUCUGAAAGAAAAAAGGCAAAAGCUAUGAAAGAAUUGGCAGAAAAAAAUUGUGAAAAAAGAAUAAAAGAAUAUGCUAAAAGACAACAACGUUUAGAACAAGAAUUGGGAAAUGUAAAACCACCACAACCACGGCCAUCAAUGUUGGCAACUUUAAAACAUAAGAUUUGGUCAUCUAGUCAUGGCAAUUUAAAAAAUAUUUCAAAUAAUAGUUCACAUGAACAACAAAAUUCAAAUGUCAUAAAAUUUAGUGACUUAGUUGGUAGUGGAUCUGUAUCAAGUCGAUCUGGUAAAAGUGCUGUACAGAAAAAGGCAUUCGAAAGUAAAAUGAAACAACAAAGAUUAAAAAAUCAAGAACGUAUGAUGAUGAUGGAUGAUAAUGGUUUUAAAAUUGGUGAAAUUGAAGCAGAUGGUAAACGUACAAUAACAUCAUUAACUGGUUUACAAAGAGAUUCUGAAGUAUUAUAUGUUGGUACAUUUAGUUCAAAUGAAGAAAGUGGUAAACGUGGUAAAAUAGCUGAUGUAUUUGAUGUUGAUACAAAUAGUGAUAUUGAACAUGAAAGUCAACGUUUAGGCUAUGGUACAUUAUCAAGAUCAUUUUCUCAACCAGAUUUUACAUUACAUAAUUGUCGUGAUGACGAUGAUGAUGAUGAUGAUAAUGAUGAAAUUAGUAAUGAUAUAAGAAUGCAAAGACCAACAAGUUUAUUUGAUAGACCAAUAGGUAGUUUAGCAUUUAGAAGAUCUGUAACAGCAGCUUUGAGUCAAUUACAUCCAGAUUCAACAACAACAACAAAUUCAUCAUCUAGAAAAAAUGCAUCAUCAUUAUCAAAACGUAUGAAUAAAGGCAGACCAUUUUUAGGUAUAUCUGAUUCAGAUUCAGAUGGUGGAACAGAUACUGAUGAUGAUCAAGAGGAUAUUACAACACCAAUACAAAGAUUUUUGGCUGUAUUGGGAUUAGAAGAAUAUUACCACAUCUUUCAAAAACAACAAAUUGAUUUGGAUACUUUAAUGCUAUUAACUGAAUCCGAUUUAAAAACGCUAAAUUUACCAUUAGGACCAUUUAGAAAACUUGUUAUUGCCAUACAAGAGAGAAAAAAUGCCUUUGCAAAUCCUGGAGUGAUGCAAGAUAGCCGAUUGUGAAUUGAAUAAGAGUAUUAAAUGCGUGCUACGAAAGAUUUUUUUAUUUUUAUAUAAUGCUUUACUAAAAUUUUUAUUAACGUAUUUACAAAAUAUAAUUUAUAAUUAUUUAUAUAACAUAGCAUUCCUUUUU